GGAUGAAGGACCGCCUGGCCGAGCUAGCAGCGUGUACACAAAAUGAAGAUGGAGAAGCUUCUGUUGUCGUUGAAAAUGACCAUUACAUGGAAGACUUCUUCCAACAGGUUGAGGAAGUCAGAAAGCACAUUACGAAAAUAUCGGACGUCUUGGAAGAAGUAAAGAAGAAGCACAGCAUUAUCCUUUCUGCCACAAAUCUUAAAGAUAAAACAAAGGAGGAGCUUGAAGAUCUGAACAAAGAAAUCAGGAAAACUGCAAAUAUUGUUCGUGCAAAAUUGAAAGCCAUGGAACAGGGUUUAGCUCGGAAUGAGAACGCAAAUCGGACUUCGGCAGACGUCAGAAUACGGAAGACGCAGCACUCAGUGUUGACACGGAAAUUUGUGGAGGUCAUGACAGGAUACAAUGGAACGCAGACCUUCUUUCGAGAACGCACAAAGGAUCAGAUACGGCGGCAGUUAGAAAUCACUGGAAAGACCACCACUGACGAGCAACUGGAAGAUAUGCUGGAGAGUGGCAACCUUUCUAUUUUCACGUCCGAUAUUAUCUUGGACACCAAAAUUACCAGAGAAGCGCUGGACGAAAUUGAAUCGCGUCACAAAGACAUCAUAAAACUGGAAUCCAGUAUACAAGAGCUGCAUGAAAUGUUUAUGGACAUGGCAAUGCUUGUUGAGGUCCAGGGUGAAAUGGUCAACAGCAUUGAGAAGAACGUGAUGAACGCAGUUGAUUACGUAGAACACGCAAAAGAGGAGACCAAGAAAGCCGUCAAAUACCAAAGCAAAGCUCGCAGGAAAAAGUGGAUAAUUCUGAUUGUUGUGCUGGUUGUGCUGGCCAUUGUUGCUCUGAUAAUUGGCUUGUCGGUCGGGUCUCAGUGACGGUCGGAUGCACCAGCACGUA
Messenger RNA from Euleptes europaea (tarantolino), 894 nucleotides. It is a transcript of the gene STX2, whose product is annotated as syntaxin 2. Gene Ontology annotation, cellular component: SNARE complex; endomembrane system; synaptic vesicle. Gene Ontology annotation, molecular function: SNARE binding; SNAP receptor activity. Gene Ontology annotation, biological process: intracellular protein transport; synaptic vesicle fusion to presynaptic active zone membrane; exocytosis. Bases 3 to 872 code for a protein of 289 amino acids. Lineage: Eukaryota; Metazoa; Chordata; Lepidosauria; Squamata; Sphaerodactylidae. The record is from RefSeq and is a predicted model, not a curated record. The transcript has 10 exons.